ACGAAGUUGGGAGCAGGAGAGAGACGCGGAGUUUCCAGACGGAUAAGGACGCCGCCCCCGUCCCCGGGGACCGCUCUUUCUACCCUGCCUCUGCCAGCCCCUCCCCAGCCGUCCCAGCCCCUUGCUCCGGCCACCUGAUUGCUUUGGGCAAGAAUGAAGGCCGGAGACCCCACGACUACCCCGGAGGCCCAGUCGGCCGCCGUGGCUCUGGGUCCGCCGCGUUCCUGGGUCUGCCCGGCUGACGUGCGGCUCUGCGGCCACCUGCGGAAGCAGAAGUCCCAGCGCCGCCGCUUUUUUGUGCUCCGCGCCGACCCGCCGCGCCUCGAAUGUUACGAGAGCGAGAAGAAGUUCCGCGCCGGCCGAACGCCGCCCAAGUUCAGCGUGAGCCUGGGGGGCGCCUGCACCAUCAGCAAGCGCAUGGACGCGCGCCAGCGCCACCUGAUCGUCCUGUACACGCGCGACCGCAGCCUGGGCGUGGCGGCGGCCAGCGAGGCGGAGCAGCAGGCGUGGUACGGCGCCCUGCUCGAGGCGCGCGCCGCCGCCGGUGAGGCCCCAGCCCCGCGCCGCGGGAGAUGCAGCUGGUGGAGUCCCAGUUCCCCCGAGGACCCCGGGGCCUGGAUCCUCGCUCCGUUUCAGGACGUCUGGCCUGUGACUCUGCGACCCAAGGGGCUGGGGCGGGCACGAGGCCUGGGCAGCGGCGGCUACUGCCUGUGCCUGGGUUCCGGGGUACUGAGCCUGCUGCGGAAGCCAGGGGGCAGAGGCUCCGGGGCCACCGGGGCAUCUCCGCCGCCAGCCCUGCGCCUGUCCCUGCUCAGCGUGCGCCGCUGCGGCCACGCAGACUCUUUUUUCUUCCUGGAGCUCGGCCGUUCAGCACCCACGGGUCCCGGGGAGCUCUGGCUACAGGCGCCCGACGCCGUGGUGGCCCAAAGCAUUCACGAGACAGUUCUGGCCGCCAUGAAGCGAAUCGGGGACAGUGGUGCUGUUGGCAGGGCUGAGCCACUGCCAAGAAAGCCCCCAACGGGCGCCUUCAGACCCUCUGUCCCCCAAUCUUAUGAGACCCCAGACUCUGCAGCCCAAACAAGCGAGCUGAACCGUCGGGAUGGCCCGAGUGAGACCAGCGAGCAAGCAACCAAGACCCUGGCAAGGCUGGGGGAGGCAGCCUCCAACCCCGUGAGGUUGGAGCGGAGCGGGGGCUACAUAACAAUGGGAGCCGGGAGUGACUACGAGCCCAUGAAGGGCGGCCAAGCCGGCGGCUACGUGGUGAUGGAGCCCCCGGGCCUUCCCGCCUCCACCAAAGCAGCUCCCCGCCUGCCGCUCCAGGAUGGAGGGGUCACUGAAUACGUGACCAUGAGCUGCUGUGCACCACGGUCCUUUUCCUCAGGUUUCUUGCCUCUUUCCUCCGGGGCCGGGGAGCCUGGACCCGGGCUCCAAGGCUCUCCUCUCGGCAUCAGAGACGGCUGGGGACGGGCUGGGGCUCAGCCCUGCUUGCAGCCGCCGUCAGAGUUAGCCGGGGAAUACGUGUGCAUUGAGUAUGCGGCCGCGGACUACAUAGGAAUGGGCACUGCCAUCCCGGAGACCCCAGACCGUGGCCUCAACUACGUGGACCUGGAUCUGGUCCCUCCCCUGGAGGUGCGGGGCCACGCCCCCGGGGCCAGGCCCCGCCCACACAGCUACGCUCGGCUGGAGUUCCAGAACCUCGCGGAGACCCGGAGUUCCUGCAGCAUCACUCCAGACUCUCAAGUCGGCUUCGGCCCCCCACCCUGCCCCUGACGAUGACAACAUCGAUGAUGCAAAAGACAUACAGAUCUGGCUCUCCCCCAACCCACCUGCAGGUUUGCCGGGUGUCUGCCAGUCCUGGGACCCCAGCGCAAGAGGGAUGA
Messenger RNA from Odocoileus virginianus texanus, 1880 nucleotides. Lineage: Eukaryota; Metazoa; Chordata; Mammalia; Artiodactyla; Cervidae. The record is from RefSeq and is a predicted model, not a curated record.